GUUUAGCAAUCGGAACCUGGCAGUCCCUGGCAACAUGUGGUUAGCGACAGUCCUGUUCUGUGUGGUUCCUGGAGUCCUCGGACAAAGUCUGGUACAGAAUGGCGACAUGGAGUCCUUGACCCACUGGGAUUGCGGAGGCUUCCAUUGUGAACUGACCACUGACCAUCAUAGUGGACAUCAUGGCAUCAAAGUAUCUGGACGGAGUCAGACCUGGCAAGGUCCCUCCCAGACCCUGCAUGGAAUCAAAGCUAAUGGUCUGUAUAAAGUCGAGGGGUAUAUCAAGUUGUUGAACGACCAGUCGGGUCACAUUGGACAGAAUGUCGAGCUGGAAAUUGCAGUGAGCUUAAACAAUGGCAAGACUUCCUACCUUAGUGCUGCAACCCACCCCUUGGCCAGAUCUAGUGACGGAUGGAUCCAUAUCACUGGAGAUUUUAAUGCCCCUUCGCAAGGCAUCAAGGACGUCAGAAUCUACUACCAGGGCCCGGCCACCAGCACCAACUUCGUGACGGAUUCUGUCAGUGUGACGCCUGUAGGAAGUAAUCCUAACUGGCGAGCAGAGUCAGACGCAGUCAUCAACAGAGUCAGAAAGAGUGACAUCAACUUCGCUGUCUCCCUCGCCAGUGGCAUUAACCUUGGCCAGGUUGAAAUUGACGUUAUUCAGACAAAGAAAUCCUUCGCGUUCGGAACAGCCGUAGCUUGUGAUGAAUACUUGCAUGGUAAUACAAAAUACCAGAACUUCAUCAACCAACAUUUCAACUGGGCUGUUACUGAAAAUGCGCUGAAGUGGAACAUUAUGGAACCACAGAAGGGCCAUAUCAACUACCAACUACCGCUGGACGCAAUAAACAAACUCAGGUCACAUGGAAUAAAGGUCCGGGCCCACAACAUCAUCUGGUCAGUGGACAAUACGGUGCCACAGUGGGUGCGCCCGCUGUCCGGCAACACGCUGAAGGACACGGUCAAACAUAGGAUCCAGGAUAUUGUUGGAAGAACAAAGAACUUAGUUGAACACUGGGACGUGAACAACGAGAACCUCCACGGCUUCUGGUUCCAGAACAAACUCAACGACCGUGACUACAACUUAGAUAUGUUCCGCAUCGCCCACCAAGCUGGUCCCAAUGUCAAACUGUUCCUCAAUGACUACGCUGUCGUUGCAUCAGGAGGCCUCACAGGGGCGUACCGUGAACAGGCUAUAAGGUUCAAGAACGCACACGUUGGUCUGUAUGGAGUGGGCGUGCAGUGUCAUUUCCAGCCCAACCAGUACCCAGAUCCUACGUUGAUCAAGCAACAUCUAGAUACCAUUGCGCAAGCUGGCGUCCCUAUCUGGGUGACAGAACUUGACGUGAUCAACGAUGACGCCAACAAGCGAGCUGAUUGGUACGAGACCGCUCUGAGGGCGUUCUAUGGCCACCCAGCUGUUGAGGGCAUCAUGUUGUGGGGAUUCUGGAGCAAGAGACACUGGAGAGGGGAACCGGCAGCCCUGGUGUCUGGAGACUCCUUCACAGUAAAUGCUGCGGGGAACAGGGUCCUGAAUUUGCUGGAGAAGCAAUGGAUGACCCACGUGUAUCACAAGCUGACGGGGCAUAACUUCAAGGUACGCGGCUUCCAUGGCAACUACGAAGUCCGAGUCAAGAUUAACGGCAAAGAAAAUACUUCACUCCGUCAGCAUUUCACGCUUGGAAGCGCAUCACACUCCGUUCACAUCCAUGUAACUCACUGAUAUCUGUCGCAAAGGAAAGGGUUUACUUCUCCAAUAAAAGCUUCUUAAUCUAAA
This is a messenger RNA of Haliotis rufescens (red abalone), 1774 nucleotides long. RefSeq names its product anti-sigma-I factor RsgI6-like. The coding region runs from base 35 to 1720 and encodes 561 amino acids. NCBI's taxonomy places the organism in Eukaryota, Metazoa, Mollusca, Gastropoda, Lepetellida, Haliotidae. The record is from RefSeq and is a predicted model, not a curated record. The transcript has 12 exons. Gene Ontology annotation, molecular function: hydrolase activity, hydrolyzing O-glycosyl compounds. Gene Ontology annotation, biological process: carbohydrate metabolic process.